GUUCUAUCUCCGCGCAUGCGCUCUGACGCCUCUCCCGGGUGCGGAUCCGCGGCUGGAGGCGCUGCCGAUCGCGGAGACGGAGCGGGGAGUCGCCGGUCCGACGGCAGCGCGGGGACCCGGCGCGCCGUGCAAGGCCGGAGGAUGGUGGGCGGCGCGGCCGUGCAGGGCCCGGUGAGUUUGCAUGAGCUGCUGCUGGCCGGGGCACCCGCCGCUGCUCCUGCCGCCGCUGCUCCGGCUCCGUCGGCCGCCCCGGUUGCUGGUGGUAGCGCUGCUGCUGCGGGCGGCGCCUCCCCCGGGGUUGCUCCCCCGGGGGAGGAGGAGGAGGUCUGCGUCGUAGGCAUCUUCGGCAAGACGGCGCUGCAGCUGGGCUCGGAGAAGUCGGCGCUGGUCAACACGGUCUGCGAUCGGCAGGUCUUCCCUCUGUUCCAGCGGGAGGGCGGCGCGGGGAGGGUCGGGUCUCCUGCCGGGGGCGGCGCUGAAGCAAGCCCGGACCCGGUGGCUGACUCCCCCCCUCGCCCUUCCUCCUCCUCCUCCUCUUCCUCCUCCUCUUCCUCGGCCAGCCCCUUCCAGGGCGACUACAACCACCUGCAGGCCUUCUACAGCCAGGAGAGCAAGGUGCUCUACCUGGUCCUCACGGCCAUCAGCGACAGCCACCAGCUCUUGCAAGCUUGCAAGGAUCUGGAAGCCAUGGGGGGCUCGCUCCGGGCUUCUGCCAGCUUGGGGGCCCAGGCGGGCUCGCCGCUGCCCCACGCCGAAGCCCACGAGUUCUGGAAGCAGCAGGAGAAGAUGCACUGCCUCAACCUGCUCUACCUCUUCUCCGUCUGUCACAUCCUGCUGAUGGUGCAUCCCACCUCCUCCUUCGACAUCACCUACGACCGGGUCUUCCGGGCUCUGGACGGCUUGCGGCAGAAGGUGCUGCCCAUCCUCAAAGCCGCCAUCAAGGACUGCCCGGUUGGCAAGGACUGGAAGCUCUUCUGCCGGCCGUGCCCGCCUCGCCUGCUCUUCCUCUUCCAGCUCAACCGGGCCCUGAAGGUGGAGCCUCCGCCGGGCCGAGGGCAGGAGCUGGGGGGCCCGCUGGAGAAGCCGCCCCCCAAGAAGCACUCGCCCAAACGACGGCUGCAGCAUGCCUUGGAGGACCAGAUUUACCGCAUCUUCCGCAAGAGCCGGGUGCUGACCAACCAGAGCAUCAAUUGCCUCUUCACCGUGCCGGCUAACCAAGCAUUUGUCUACAUCGUGGCCGGUGGGGCCCAGGAGGGUGAGGACCCCAUUGCUGUCUUGCUGGAGCAGCUGAGAAACAACUGCACCGCUCGGGAGACCGACACCUCGCUGGGCCCGGCCUUGGCGGGGCCGCGACGGUACCACAUGAUGCGUCACGGGAGACAGCAGUUGUCGUUCCACGCCGAAAGUAGCGGUGGCACUUGCGGGAGCAGCAGUUCCAGCUGCUCCGGGCAAUUGGUGGAUUGCACCUUAAAGGAAUUCCUGUUCCAGCAUGUGGAGCUCGUCCUUUGCAAAAAGGGCUUUGACGACAGCGUGGGGAGGAACCCCCAACCUUCCCACUUUGAGCUGCCCACCUACCAGAAGUGGGUCACCACGGCCCUGAAGCUUUACGAGGUGGCCAUUGAAGGGAAGGAGAAUGAAUCCUCGCUCGGUGGAGAGCUGACCUCCAAGAUCAUGGGUAGCAUCAAGGUCCUGGAGGGCUACUUGGACAUUGACACCAAGUUUUCCGAAAACCGCUGUCAGAAAGCCCUUCCCAUGGCUCAUAGUGCCUACCAGUCCAACCUGCCCCAUAACUACACCAUGACCAUCCACAAGAGCCAGCUGGCCCAGGCCUUGAGGGUCUACAGCCAACACGCACGGGGUCCGGCCUUCCACAAGUAUGCCCUGCAGUUGCACGAAGACUGCUACAAAUUUUGGAGCAAUGGGCACCAGUUGUGUGAAGAGCGGAGUCUGACAGACCAGCACUGCAUGCAUAAAUUUCAUUUGCUGCCCAAAUCAGGGGAAAAAACGGAACCGGAUCGGAAUCCGCCCGUGUUGUACCAUAACAGCCGGGCCCGUUCUACCGGUGCCUGCAACUGCGGGAGAAAACAAGCACCCCGGGACGAUCCCUUUGACAUCAAAGCUGCAAAUUAUGAUUUCUAUCAGCUGCUGGAAGAGAAAUGUUGCGGGAAGUUGGAGCAUAUCAAUUUCCCCGUGUUUCAGCCCAGUACGCCUGAUCCAGCCCCGGCCAAGAACGAGGCCUCCCCCAGCCCCCCCGAAGGGGAAGCUGAGAAGCUGAAGGACAAGGAACCCCAAACUCAGGGGGACAGCACCAGCCUCAGCUUGGCCCUCAGUCUGGAUCAAUCCACAGAUAGUUUAGGGACUUACCCUGCAGACCCACAGGGUGGAGGCAACAACACCGAAGCGCAUGGGGCAGCGUCCGAAGCGAAAGGGGAAAAGAGAGCAAGCUUGGUGGAUCGCCAGCCUUCCACGGUAGAAUAUCUGCCCGGGAUGCUUCACUCCAAUUGCCCCAAGGGUCUUCUCCCCACUUUCUCCAGCUGGUCUCUGGUGAAGCUGGGCCCUGCCAAAGCCUACAAUUUCCACGCCGGCUUGGAUCAACAAGGCUUCAUCCUGGGCACCAACUACUUAAUGCCCUGGGACAUUGUCAUCCGCACGCGGACGGAUGAAGAUGGAGACCUGGAUACCAAUUCUUGGCCGGCCCCUAACAAGGCUGUUCCGGGAAAACGGAGUGCAGUGGUCAUGGGCCGAGGAAGGCGGAGGGACGACGUUGCUCGGGCUUUUGUGGGUUAUGAAUACGAAGAUGCCCGAGGCCGGAGGUUCAUGUGCUCGGGACCGGAAAAGAUCAUGAAAGUGAUGGGUGGAGGACCUAAAGAAUCGGCCGUCAAAGCCCUCAAUUCCGACAUGCCCCUUUACAUCCUAUCGUCCAAUCCAGGGAGAGGACUUAAGCCACACUAUGCUCAGCUGAUGAGGCUCUUUGUGGUGGUCCCUGAUGCUCCCCUGCAAAUAAUAUUGACCCCCCAGGUACAGCCAGGGCCGCCUCCUUGCCCUAUAUUUUACCCAGAGAAGCAAGAGAUAACUCUGCCCCCCGACGGGCUGUGGGUUCUUCGCUUCCCUUACGCCUACGUGACGGAACGCGGUGCCUGCUUCCCUCCGAAGGAGAACCAGCAAUUGAUGAAUUACAAGAUCCUUCGUGGAAUCCUCAAGGCCGUGAUACAAUAGACCAGCAGUCCCCAAACUUUCUAGCUUGGCGUCCUGGCCCAGCAGGAGUAGGGGGGGGCAUGUGAGUGGCAGGCGCACAUGCGCGCGCACAGCUCCAUUUGUGGAAGCAGUGGGCCCGCACACCCUCCACUUCCAUGAGCGGAGAGCGCGUGUGCUUGUGUGUGGAGCACCCCACGUGCAAGCAGAUGGCGCUAGCGCACGAGUAGAGGACACUUGCGCAUAUGCACGAAGCUUCAGUUGUGCAAGUGGCGGGCGCACAUGCACGCUUGCCCAUCUCUCCCAGUUUCAAACAGGCCACAGCCUGGAGAUUGGGGACCCCUGCAAUAACCUUAACUCUCUGAACUGGAUCUGCAAUUCUUGAGUUUACUAUGACCGUUAUUAUUUUUAAAAAAUAUAAUACUUUGUCCCAGCCAGAGCUGAAAUAAUGGAUUUUGAUUGCAUUCAGCUGGUGUGCUUGCAGCAAUCACUGGUUUCACUGAGCAGAGCCACCAUACAGCAAAAAAAAAAAAAAAAAAAAGUCUUGGUAUUGAUAUGGCAUGUUAAGUGCCAAGUCCUGUUUGUGGUAUUAUCAUUGUGGAUGUGUCAGCAGUAUAGCACAGCGAAGGUUCGGCAUGCCAUGCUCUGUUGAUCGUAAUGAAGGAAGAAAAAAAAAAUAUAAUAAAGCAUUUUUCCUCCAAUU
Messenger RNA from Crotalus tigris (Tiger rattlesnake), 3895 nucleotides. RefSeq names its product SMG8 nonsense mediated mRNA decay factor (gene SMG8). The record is from RefSeq and is a predicted model, not a curated record. NCBI's taxonomy places the organism in Eukaryota, Metazoa, Chordata, Lepidosauria, Squamata, Viperidae. Bases 16 to 3216 code for a protein of 1066 amino acids. The transcript has 4 exons. Gene Ontology annotation, biological process: nuclear-transcribed mRNA catabolic process, nonsense-mediated decay.